AUGGCAGCGCUUGCGAACGACAACGGCGGCAGCACCCAGAGCAGGAGCAGCAGCCCCGGGAGCCGAGACGGAGUUAGGGGCCCUACGGCUGGAGCUCAUGAUGACGGGGACACGGGAGUCCGGGACGCCCCGGCAACCGCCCCCAACCUCCCUCCGCUCGAGGACUACGAGUGCAAAAUCUGCUACAACUACUUCGACGCGGACCGGCGCGCCCCCAAGCUGCUGGCAUGCCUGCACACCUUCUGCCAGGAGUGCUUGAGCCAGCUGCAGCUCCGCGCCACCGCCGCCUCCAGCGCGGUCCCUGAGCGUGCGCCGCGCCCGCCACCCUGGCACGGCCCGCCCGGCGCCAUCGCGUGCCCGGUGUGCCGCCACCGCACGCCGCUGCCGGACAGUCGCGUGCACGGCCUGCCCAACAACACCAAGCUCGCCGAGGCCUUCCCGCUGGCUCUGCGCGCCGCACACGAUCCGCUGCCCCAGGACCGCCUCCCGCCGCUGGCCUCCCGCCGCCCCGCGCCCACCGCUGCCCCGCCGCCAGUCCCCGCCCCGCAGCCGGCGCAGCCGGCGCCACCACCCGCUGAGGACGACGCCCCUGGACCUCGGGGCCGCCCUGGUCUCCGCGCCCCGGGCGCCUACGAGAGCUGUCAGAACUGCAAGCGGGCGGCGCUCACCGCCGGCUGCGUGUGCGUGGUCUUCUCGUUCCUCUCCAUGGUGGUGCUGCUGUUCACCGGUCUCAUCUUCGUCAACCACUACGGCGGUGGUGGCACCGGCGGUGGCGGCGGCGGCGGCGCGGGUGGGGGAUCCCCGAGCAGCGGUUCGUCCCCCGGCCCCGCCCCAGCUACCGGAUCGCCUUCGCCCUCGCCCGUGGGGCCCAUCUGCCUGUCGGUGGCUAGCAUCCUGGCGCUCUUCUCCGUGGUAGUUACCUGGAUCAUCUGCUGGCUCAAGUACCGGCCCGAGGGGGCGGCCGUGGGCUCCGCAGGAAGCGGCGGCAGUGGCUCCAGAGCGCGGGCAGCCGCAGCUCUGGGCAGGAGAAGUGAUACGUAG
Apodemus sylvaticus (European woodmouse) is the source of this 1041-nucleotide messenger RNA. It is a transcript of the gene Rnf228, whose product is annotated as RING finger protein 225. Gene Ontology annotation, molecular function: ubiquitin protein ligase activity. Lineage: Eukaryota; Metazoa; Chordata; Mammalia; Rodentia; Muridae. Gene Ontology annotation, biological process: protein ubiquitination. The record is from RefSeq and is a predicted model, not a curated record.